AUGGAACCACUUCCACGGACACCCACAAAAAGCAGCACUACCCAGCAUCUCUCUACGCCAUCUCCAAAGAAUGGUCUUUUAGCUAUGAGAGGCCACAAGAGAAGGAAUACAACGACUCCGCCGCCUAAACACGGCCUUUUGAAGCCGCAACAGACGGAUGUUCAUAGACACUCACUAGCUGGCCAGAACCGUAUAUCCAUCUCACCCAAUCGUGAGCUCUUACGAAAUUAUAAAGGUACCGCUAAUUUAAUUUACGGAAAUCAAAAAAGCAAUUCUGGUGUGACUUCCUUUUAUAAAGAGAAUGUCAAUGAACUUAACAGAACACAAGCAAUCUUAUUUGAAAAAAAAGCAACAUUAGAUUUGCUGAAAGAUGAGCUGACAGAAACAAGAGAAAAAAUUAAUUCUGUCAAUCUAAAAUUUGAAACUCUUCGUGAAGAAAAGAUAAAAAUUGAACAACAAUUGAACUUGAAGAACAAUGAACUUAUCUCUAUCAAAGAAGAGUUUCUAUCGAAAAAGCAGUAUAUGAAUGAAGGCCAUGAAAUACAUCUGAAACAGCUUGCAGCAUCAAAUAAAAAAGACUUGAAGCAAAUGGAAAAUGAAUACAAAACGAAAAUUGAGAAAUUGAAAUUCAUGAAAAUUAAACAAUUUGAAAAUGAAAGAGCAUCCCUUUUAGAUAAAAUAGAAGAAGUAAGAAAUAAAAUCAAGAUGAAUCCUUCUACUUUACAGGAAAUGUUGAAUGAUUCCGAACAAAAGCUAAGGUUAGAAAAAGAAGAAUGGCUUACGGAUUACCAAGUGCAAUGGAAAAGUAAUAUGGAGUUGAAUAAUAAACAUAUGCAGGACAUCGAAAACAUAAAAAAGGAGAUCGAAGAUGUGUUGAAACCGAAAUUGGCAGAGAAAAAGAAGCUUUUAUCAGAAAAACGUAACGCUUUUGAAGCAAUUAAGGGAAAGGUUAAAGAAAAGGAAGAAGAAACUUCAAAACUGAGGGAUGAGGUAACUUUAAAAGAGAAAGCUAACGCGGAAACUUUGGAGAGAAUCAAAGAACUUGAGGAAUACAUAAAAGAUACUGAGUUGGGAAUGAAGGAGUUAAAUGAAAUUCUGAUUAAAGAAGAAACAGUUAGACGUACAUUGCACAAUGAAUUACAAGAGCUAAGAGGAAAUAUUCGAGUUUAUUGUAGGAUUCGUCCGGCUCUAGAAACUUUGGAAGAUUCUGAUACUAGUCUUAUCAAUGUUAAUGAAUUUGACGACAAUUGUGGUAUUCAAUCUAUGGAAGUCACAAAAAUACAUAACACAGCACAAGUGCAUGAAUUUAAGUUUGAUAAGAUAUUCGACCAAAAAGAUACAAAUGCGGACGUUUUCAAGGAAGUUGGUCAAUUGGUGCAGAGUUCGUUGGAUGGCUAUAACGUUUGUAUCUUUGCAUAUGGUCAAACAGGGUCUGGGAAAACAUUUACUAUGUUAAAUCCGGGAGACGGUAUCAUUCCAUCCACGAUAUCCCAUAUAUUCAAUUGGAUUAAUAAGUUGAAGACAAAAGGGUGGGAUUAUGAAGUUAAUUGUGAGUUCAUUGAGAUAUAUAACGAGAACAUUGUAGAUCUUUUGAGAAGCGACAAUAUUAAUAGGGACGACACAAGCUCUAGCUUAAAGCACGAAAUACGCCACGAUCAAGAAACUAAGACUACUGUGAUAACAAAUGUUACGACUUGCAAACUUGAAUCUGAAAAAAUGGUUGACAUGAUUCUGAAAAAAGCAAACAAAUUGAGAUCCACAGCUAGUACAGCAUCAAACGAGCAUUCUUCCCGUUCACACAGUAUUUUCAUAAUUCAUUUGUCAGGAUCAAAUACGAAAACUGGAGCGCAAUCAUAUGGUACAUUGAAUCUUGUUGAUUUGGCCGGUUCUGAAAGAAUAAACAUCUCUCAAGUUGUAGGGGAUCGGUUGAGAGAAACUCAAAAUAUCAACAAAUCUUUAAGUUGCUUAGGUGACGUUAUUCAUGCAUUAGGCCAACCUGACAGUACCAAAAGGCAUAUACCAUUCAGAAACUCCAAACUGACGUACCUACUACAAUAUUCACUGACUGGGGACUCGAAAACGCUAAUGUUUGUUAAUAUCUCGCCAAGUUCCUCUCAUAUCAAUGAAACAUUAAACUCGUUAAGAUUUGCAUCUAAAGUGAACUCAACUAGAAUGAUUAGUAGAAAGUGA
Saccharomyces mikatae IFO 1815 is the source of this 2190-nucleotide messenger RNA. It is a transcript of the gene KAR3, whose product is annotated as Kar3p. The transcript has a single exon. Lineage: Eukaryota; Fungi; Ascomycota; Saccharomycetes; Saccharomycetales; Saccharomycetaceae. Gene Ontology annotation, biological process: microtubule-based movement. The record is from RefSeq and is a predicted model, not a curated record. Bases 1 to 2190 code for a protein of 729 amino acids. Gene Ontology annotation, molecular function: ATP binding; microtubule binding; microtubule motor activity.